Pochonia chlamydosporia 170 is the source of this 1707-nucleotide messenger RNA. RefSeq names its product oligopeptide transporter. Gene Ontology annotation, biological process: transmembrane transport. Bases 1 to 1707 code for a protein of 568 amino acids. Lineage: Eukaryota; Fungi; Ascomycota; Sordariomycetes; Hypocreales; Clavicipitaceae. Gene Ontology annotation, molecular function: dipeptide transmembrane transporter activity. Gene Ontology annotation, cellular component: membrane. The record is from RefSeq and is a predicted model, not a curated record. The transcript is spliced from 3 exons.
AUGGAAAGCAAUGUUGUCGUUGGUCCCCAAGCAGCCGACAUGACUGACUUUCCACCACCAUCUGAGGAGGAAAAGGCGACCCUCAGACGCGUACCUGACGGCAUUCCAUGGUUGACAUUUGUACUCUGUUUUGUCGAGCUGGCCGAGCGCGCUUCUUACUAUGGAGUUCAGACAAUCUUCAACAACUUCAUGCAAUUCCCAUUACCAGAAGGGGGUGAUGGUUCCGGUGCUGUUGGGCCCAACGAUCCCAACGGCCAUGCUGGUGCUCUGGGAAUGGGGCUGCAGUUUGCGUCGGCUUUUGGAAUAUUGUUCACAUUCUUGGCCUACGUGAUUCCCUUAUUUGGUGCCUUCAUUGCAGACACCAAGCUUGGCCGAUACAAAACUAUCGUCAUUGGCGUGGUCAUUGGGGGAGUUGCCCAUUUGAUCAUGAUUGUGGGCGCUGCUCCAUCAAUUUUGAGAGCUGGAAAGGGCAUGGCACCGUUCAUGGUGUCGUUUUUUCUGCUCGCCAUAGGCGCUGGCAUCUUCAAGCCGAGUGUAGCUCCAACCGUCCUCGACCAGUAUACGCAUCAGUUCCAGUACACGAAAGUGCUCAAGACUGGGGAGAAGGUCAUCGUGGAUCCUGAGCAGACAAUCCAACGCAUCAUGCUUGUGUUCUACGCAAUGAUCAAUCUUGGAUCAUUUUUUGCCAUCGCCACUACCUACACCGAGAAAUAUGUUGGCUUUUGGGCUGCUUUCCUUGAACCUGGGAUCGUAUACUUCUUGUUACCGGUUGUACUGGCUCUUGUGUACAAGAAAACCAUCAAGAAGCCACCCAUGGGGUCUGAGCUAACCGAAUUCAUUAAAAUUACCGCCUGUUAUGUAAAACAGAGCAAAGGUAGAUUCUGGCGAAAGGAUACAUGGGAAAAAGUACGGCCAGCGAGGAUGGCAGAGCAAGGAGUCAACGUCAGUUGGUCUGACACGGCUGUAGAUGACGUGCAGCGUACGCUUUCUGCAUGCGCGGUCUUCUUCUACUUUCCCAUUUACAACAUAAACGAUGGAGGAGUCGGGGCCGUCAGCUCAAAUCAGGGAGCGGCCAUGGUCACCAACGGAGCUCCGAAUGAUCUCCUGGUCAACUUCAACUCGUUGGCCAUUAUCGCUUUUACACCGUCCGUCACAUACAUCUUAUACCCAUUCUUGGCCCGAAGAAAAGUCAGAUUUGGGCCGAUGGCUCGCAUCACCGUUGGAUUCCUGAUUGCUGCCACGUCAGGAAUCAUCGGCGGCCUGGUUCAAUGGCGGGUCUAUGCUACAUCGCCAUGCGGAUACAAUGCAUCAACUUGCGAUGAGGUAUCUCCUCUCUCCAUUUGGUGGCAAAUUCCGAAUGUUACGCUGGGAGCGAUCUCAGAAGUCUUCAGCAAUGUGACUGCUUUCGAGCUGGCAUAUGUUCGUGCUCCGCCUCAUCUCAAGGCAGUGGUCUACGCGAUAUUUUUCUUUACCUAUGCUCUCUCAAGCGCAUUGAGCUGGAUUGUGCUUCCUGCCAUUGUCGAUCCAUAUCUUAUAUGGGCUUGGUGUGCACCAGCGAUUGCCCUUUUUGCCCAGACGGCCAUCUUCUGGUACCGACAUCGACACAUGGACGAGGAAUCGUAUAUAAACAAAGACCACGAGGCUGAAAAUCACGCAGUAACACUCCAGAAGGAGGAAAGAAUUGGGAAACUUGAGGAUACUAGUUAA